AUGGAUCCCAUUUACGAUACAGAGGUUGUUUUCACCGAGAGUUUUGCGCCAAAACCAGUGCGGACAUUCGUAGUGAAUACUAAUGCCGCUUUGCAUUCCAUCAAUGCAAAUGUUGAGCCAUCUUCAGGCGUUUGCACGUUUCCCGCGAACAGUCACUUCCCUGAUCGUUUUAUUCUUUGAUCGCCUAUUGCAUGGCUGAAGGACAACUGGUUGUUGUCACCUUACCUGCCAAUAAAUACGAUAAAGCAGAAGAAGUUGUGUUCCGUGAGGCACCAACCACCUGAAGGCAUGGAUAAAAUGGUUUCUAUCGCAUUGGAGAGAGCUGCGGCUAAGGAGGAAGACGAGCUUGGGCUAGCUGAGUAUGUGAUGUCGGACGGACCCGCCCAUGAUUCUACUUUCAUGCGAUCACAGAUUGUGGUCCAGAAAUGGUCUCAAAUCAUAAGUUUGUUCUUGGAAGCCAUCCAAGCAUCUCAAUCUCCCCCAGUAGAGCCGACUCCCGAUGACACUUUAUUUGGUGGAUCCUUUACUUGCGGACUCAUAGCAGCACGACUACGGCACGUGGUGAAACAGCGUCUUGAUAUUGCGCGGAGCUUGCUAGCAUUAAUUCAGCUCUACUCUGAAGACAGUGUGGGGCGUUACGACUAUCCGAUGUUUGAGUUUUCUGAUCUCGAAAGGAAACUCAGCAAUAUCAUCAAUAAUUAUAGAUUGUUUGACGAUCAGCUGUCUCUGAAAUUGGCAAAGUGGGCCUGA
Cylicocyclus nassatus is the source of this 750-nucleotide messenger RNA. The record is from the annotation of a GenBank genome assembly. NCBI's taxonomy places the organism in Eukaryota, Metazoa, Nematoda, Chromadorea, Rhabditida, Strongylidae.